Molecule: messenger RNA, 4682 nt
Organism: Nerophis ophidion (straightnose pipefish)
Lineage: Eukaryota; Metazoa; Chordata; Actinopteri; Syngnathiformes; Syngnathidae
Gene: pigq
Product: phosphatidylinositol glycan anchor biosynthesis, class Q
Exons: 14
Coding region: 124-1914 (596 amino acids)
Biological process (GO): GPI anchor biosynthetic process
Cellular component (GO): membrane; endoplasmic reticulum
Source: RefSeq, a predicted model, not a curated record
CUUUUGUUUUCCUUCGGAACAUUUAAUGUGUGGGACUGUCAACAAACAAAAUGGCGGCAUAGCGUAUUGUGUGGAAGCUGAAACUCCGUUAAGUCUCCAAAAGGUUGCAGGUCAUUAGAAGCCAUGGUGCUGAAAGUCUUCUUCCCACAAUGCUGCAACCUGGCAGAAAGCGGGCUGCUGGUGGGCCGCUGGAUCCCUGGCGAUGGCCACGACUCGGCCGUGGUGUUGGCUGUCAUCCACUACCCGUUCAUCCCCAGCCAGGUCAAACAGUACAUCCAGCAGAUGGAGGCCAAGAGCAAGGUGGAGCUGUCUGUGCUGGGCUCUUGGAGCUUGCCCAAGGACGGGGAGCAGGAGGGCAUGGAGAGCUUCCUGAGGGACCUGAGCACCAUGUUCCCUCAGCAGCGCUGGCUUCAGAUCAGGCGGCAGAUGGGGAAGACAGGCUUCACCUGCCAGCUCCUCAACCGCCAUCUCACAGCUCAUCAAAAGGCAAGUCAAGGGGACGUGAAGGAUGGGAAAGACGAGGAGGAGGAGGACAAGGUGAUCUUUGUUCACUACGAGCAGAGGAAGGUGAUGGAGUCGCAGCUUCAUCCCAUCCAGAACGGCCUCGCUGGGACGCAAAGAGAACCUCCGUCCGAGCUGAGACAAGUGUUCCACACGGUGGCCCACAGCCAACCACUCUUCUUCCUGGACAAAUACGACGACGGGCCCCUGAAGUCCACGCACUGGCAGACUCAGGGCCGCGAGGGCAGCAUCAUCGUGGAGCUGCUCAAGCGGGCGUCUGUGCCGCUCUGCUUGCUCCUGGCCUGGCUCCUGUCCGUGUGGACGUGGACGUGCGGCAUGCGCAUCUUGCGUCUUUACCCGCUGCGCUUCCUGUCCAGCAAGCUGUCCACCUGCGUCCAGCUGGGCUACAGGAGCCAACACCUGAAGACGCUCAGCUCGCCCAAAUCAGCCGCAGAUCACACACACUUCAUGAGGAAAGCCAACAUUUUUGUGUCCUUCCUGGUGGACGUGGCUCUGGGCAUGAUGCUGGUGUCCUGGCUGUACAAAGACCAGCACAUCAGCAUGCUGGCCAACACGCUGGUGCCCGCUGCUGAUCAUGUUGCUAAGGAGCUGGAGGAGCUGCUGCAAUGGCUGAUGGGAGCGCCAGCGGGGCUGAAGAUGAACCGGGCCCUGGACCAGGUGCUGGGCCGCUUCUUCCUCUAUCACAUCCACCUGUGGAUUAGUUACAUCCACCUGAUGUCUCCCUUCAUGGAGGCCAUCUUGUGGUAUGGCGGCCUAUCAGCCUGCCUCGGCCUGACCUUUGCCCUCUCGCUGCUCUCGGACAUGGUGGCCCUGCUCACCUUCCACAUCUACUGCUUCUACGUCUACGGAGCCAGAAUCUACUGCCUGAAGAUCUACGGACUGUCUUCCCUGUGGAGGCUCUUCAGAGGGAAGAAGUGGAACGUCCUGAGGCAGAGAGUGGAUUCCUGCUCCUACGACAUGGACCAGCUGUUCAUUGGAACGCUGCUGUUCACCAUCCUGCUCUUCCUGCUGCCCACCACCGCGCUCUACUACCUGGUCUUCACUCUGUUGCGUCUGGUGAUCGUGUUGUUGCAGGGCGUCAUCCACCUCAGCGUGGACUUCAUCAACUCUUUUCCUCUCUUCGCCAUCGGGCUGCGCGUGUGUCGGCCGUACCGACUCGCAGAGGGUGUUAGGUUCCGAGUGCUGAGUGACGAGCCAGGCACUGCUCUUCACCUUCUGAUGGAGAUUAAUCCUCUGAAGAGCAGCACGGUGGUCCAGACGUACCGCACGCCCACCUACAGCUGCUACCCCAAAGACUCGUGGGCCGCGCUGGUCAAGAAGCUCUUCAUCGGGGAGCUCAUCUACCCGUGGACGCACGAGAGCACGCCGGCCGAUAAAAGAAAAGCUGACUGAGAGAAUGAUGCAGGGGCUGAAGGCCGGCGGCCAUGCGGGAGAGGAGGAAAGGGAAGAGGUUAAUAAUUAAUGAAAUGGAAACAGAUGGACGCCUGCAGAGAGGAAAUGGAAAAACAAAAGUGAAAACAGCGUGAGGAACGCCGCAGUCGAUGGCGACAAGGAUCAAACGUUUGUGUGACUUCACAAGUACUCAGUUGUAAGCAAAUAUUCACAUGCUGCUUCGAUGAAACGAAGACCUUUAUUUUGAAAUAUUUUAUGACGCAGACCGUUGUCGUCUUGUGCGUUUGAAGGAAACCUUACAAGUACGGGACCAAUCAUGUGAGCGGUUUGCUCGCUCCAUACAGAACCAACAUUGCAUUCCACUAAUGGACCUUGUCUUUCUCCACAGCCAAGUACAACCACACACUGGAAUAUUUAGUCUUUGAAACUUGGCUAAAACCUUUUUUUCUAAUCAUGUGAUAUUAUUUAUCUACAUAGAUACCACUUAUUUUAUUGAUUAUUUUUCAACUUAAGAUGUUUUAGUUACUUAUAAGUUAUUAUUUAGCCAUUUAUGCAAAGAAAUCAGUCAUACAGAUACUGUGUUAUCUCAGAUUUUAGGUCAGUUUUAAGCAAUGAGCUAAUGUUAGUCACCUACAAGCUAAUUUGUGAUUGUAUAUAAGUAUGUAGUAUUAUUAAUAAAAGUCUUAACACUAGUUUAGAACAGGGGUGUCCAAACAUUUGCUACUGAGGGCCAAACACUGAAAAAAUUAAAGCAUGUGGUGGCCAUUUUGAUAUUUUUUAUUUUCAAAACCAAUACAAUAUAUAGAAUAUUUUUGUCUCAGGGACCCAAAAGGGUCUCAGUCAGUCAUCCAUCCAUCCAUCCAUUUUUUAACACUUGUCCCUUUCGAGGUCGUGGGGGUCUCAGUCAUAAAAAUGUUAAAAAUAAGAUGUAUAGUCCCAUCCAUCCAUUUUCUACCCCUUAUUCCCUUUGGGGUAGCGGGGGGCGCUGGGGCCUAUCUCAGCUACAAUCGGGCGGAAGGCGGUGUACACCCUGGACAAGUCGCUAUCUCAUCGCAGAAGAUGUAUAGUAUUUUUUAUUAUUAUUAUUAUUACUCAAGGCUUAUUUCUCUAAAUCAAUUUUAAAUCGAUCUGUUGAUACAGUUUAAAAGAGUGGUUCUCAAAUGGGGGUACGCGUACCCCUGUGGGUUCUUGAAGGUAUGCCAAGGGGUAAGUGAGAUUUUAAAAAAAUAUUCCAAAAAUCCUUUUAUAAAUCUAUUUAUUGAAUAAUACUUCAACAAAAUAUGAAUGUAAGUUCGUAAACUGUGAAAAAAAAAAUGCAACAAUGCAAUAUUCAGUGUUGACAGCUAGAUUUUUUUGUGGACAUCUUCCAUAAAUAUUGAUGUUAAAGAUUUCUCUUUUAGUGAAUACAUGUUUAGAAUUAAGUUCAUGAAUCCAGAUGGAUCAUUAUUACAAUCCCCUAAGAGGGCACUUUAAGUUGAUGAUUACUUCUAUGUGUAGAAAUCUUUAUUUAUAAUUGAAUCACUUGUUUAUUUUUCAACAAGUUUUUAGUUAUUUUUAUGUAUUUUUUUUUCCAAAUAGUUCAAGAAAGACCACUACAAAUGAGCAAUAUUUUGCACUGUUAUACAAUUUAAUCAAUCAGAAACUGAUGACAUAGUGCUGUAUUUUACUUAUUUUUCUCUUUUUUUCAACCAAAAAUGCUUUGCACUGAUUAGGAGGUACUUGAAUUAAAAAAAAAUUCACAGUGGGUACAUCACUGAAAAAAGGUUGAGAACCACUUGUGUAAAGUAAGAAAAAAAUGCCCUUUUUGUCAAAGAAAAACAUUUUUUAUGGCAAAAACACAAAAUAUGCAAUAUUUCCCCCCAAAAUAUUUUAAGGUGGAAUAUUUGAUGUGAAAUAAUUGGAGCUAAAAUAGGUUAGUAAUUCAGAACAACAUUGAUUUUGAUCCAUUAGCUGAAAUAGGCUCCGGAACCCCGAAAAGGAUAAACAGUAGAAAUGGAUGGAUGGAUAGAUGGAAUAUUUUUUGAUCAAUGGCAGUUUAAAAAAAAUCCCACUUAAAUUGUUGGAGAUUCAAAAGGUUGUCACCCAUAAAAGUGUUAAAGGAUAGAUCAUAGAUUAUUUUUAUAACAUUUAAAUCUCUCGUUUAAUUUCAGAUAUAUCUGUGGAUAAGUUAGUCUUUAUAAUUUUUUAUAUGGUUUUCUUUGUUUGUUUUGUGCCCUUUCUGUCAUAGAAAACACUGUCUAUUUUAUCAUUGUAAAAACUGAAAAUAUGCAAUAUUUUCCCCAGAAAAUAAUUCAAAGUGGAAUAUUUAAUGUGAAGUAAUUGAAUAGGUCAAUAAUUCAUAACAGCGUUGAUUUUGAUUCGUUUGGUUUUGAGCACUGACAGUUUAAAAAAAGAAAAAAACAGCGGGCAUUGCAAUUUUUUCUUGUUAUAUUUCACCUAUUCAUUUUUUUUUAACGAAUUUUUUGUUCCUAUUUUUUCUGUUUGUUUUUGUAACAAUAUUUUUAUAAUGUGCCGCGGGCCUUUGAAAAGUUAGCAAAGGGCUGCAAAUGGCUCCCGUGCCGCACCUUGAACACCACUGGUUUAAACCAAAUGAUGACAAGCUUUUCUAUGACAAUAAUUUAUGAGUGUGUGUGUGUUUCCUUUGUCAUGUGCUAGAUCAUUUGAAGUAUUAAUAUGAGCCAGCUGUUAAAUUAAAAAAUACUCAUACUGUUGAUUUAUGUGACGCUCUCAGGUUGAGCUUUGCCAGGAAAUAAAACUCGUACAUUACA